CAUACAUAAUUUGUGGAAUAAUUUUAUACCAAAUUAAGUAUAUCAAGUGUUUGGUGGUUGCUUGAGUGACAGUGCAAGUGAUAAGUGACUUUCGCCGUCUGUUUGUGCAGGAUGAUGAUCACACGUAAUUUAAAGUUAUGGAUAUGUGUGGCGUGCCUGGCGUCAUCGCUGGCAGCGCCGUCGCCGUCGCCAUCACCUUCACAGAACCCACAACUGUAUCUGGACAUCAUCGACAUGGCGGCCAUCAGCAGAAUGUCACCACAGCAACUGGAAGCUUUAGCUGAAGGGUUAGCAGCUGAAGAGAUCAUGAGGACAAAGCGGUCGUCAGCUCAAGCGCUAACGUCAGUGGUGUCCAAGGCGUCAUCAGGGAUACAAAGCAAAGUAGGGCUGUUGGGUCAGGCCUCCGCUUUCAUCGCGUCUGCGUCCAGCAAGAACGGGGGAGAAGAGGGACAUGGAUAUAACUAUGAACCGCACCAUCAAGACGAGAAAUACGACUACUGGGGCUUAAAGAAGUCGAUCUUGUACACAUUAUUCCAAGCCGUGAAGGCCAUCACCGGUGGUGUGACGAUCCUGAAGGGACAGCUGAUCAAGGGAGGCGGCGCGCUCGCGGCUACGCUCGGCAAGGUCAUCUCCGUGAAGGGAGACGCCGUCAGCAACCUCGGCAAGAAGAUCGUCAGCUCCGCAGCCCUCAGCCACAAGAAACCACAUAGCACGGCAGUAUACGGCCCUCCUCCUACCGCGCACCUGGAGUACGGGCCUCCCACCGCGUACGGCGCUCCCACUGCGCCCGCGCACUUCACCGCUCCCUCCGUGCCCACGGGGUACGCGGCACACAAGUACCCCGCGCAGCUAGACGGCCGGGGUAAACUGAACGGCGUCCACGCGGGUCUGGUCAUACUGACCCCGCUGGGCGAGGCGCCGGCAGAGACCCUGGACACCGCGCACUCCGACUACACCGGCCACGGACACACGCCCCUCGACCCGCCCCCCUCCAUCCUCCACACUGUCUACAGUGCCAUCAAGAACGCCUUCUCUUCAACCGCCGCCACGCUCACGGAACCCUCGCAUGCGCCUUCAUACGCCGCACCCUCCUACCCGACCUCUUACGCCGAGGAGCCGACCGCUCCCGCAGCACCCGUGGCAUACCAACCUCCUCCACUACCGCAGCCCAUUCCAUCCUUCAAGCCCAUGUCAUGGGGAGCAGUCAACUCGUACGGCCAGCCUGCCGCCGCUGACUCUUACACUGACUAUAACCCUCUACCGCCAGCUCCGAGCUAUGACUAUGCUGCACCCAAGCGGUCAGUGGUUCCUCCCGUCAAAAAACAAGGCCUAACACCAGAAAAAAUACAAAAAAUCACUAAUAACCUGAAAAAGGUUACCGCUUACCUAAAUCAACAAAAACGAUCUUCUGAAGAGUUCAAGUUAACUGAUUUAGAAGAAUACCGGCAAAUGUUGAUAAAUGGUGAAGUUCCCUUCCUGCCUACUCCUGUCGUGUCUGACAAUGAGAUAGGCGUCCUCCCGGCGGAGCUCCUCCCCGAGCCUGUGGCCGUCACCACUAGCACCACCACCACCACCACUAGCACCUCCACAGCAAAGCCAAAUACCAGCACAGAACAGAACAGAAGACAAGACGUCAAAUACUUCCUCCGAGGCAACAAGAUUGUUCAAGUGUGAUUACUCUGACUCUUGACUGACUGAAGGUAUGUGACGAUGACUGACUCCUACUCUAUAGACUGUGACUAUCUUCUGACUGACUGCCUAUUCUAUGUAAAAAAGACUUUAUGACUAACUUUCAUUACAACAUUCUUGUGCAUGUACAGAGUAGAGUGUAGAUUUGAUGUAGAGGUAUUUACAAACGCUUACAUGUAAGUCUACACCCUGUUGAACAGUAUUUUAUUUAACCAAUUUAGAUUAGAAAUUGUAUUAGCUGCAUCAUCCUUUGGCUAUGGCUUGCAACAGUCUCGAGUAAUAUUCGCCUCGAUCAAGUUGGUUCAAAACCAUGAACCCACUCGAGUAAGUAAGUCAAAGCCAUUGUAUGUAACAUGCGAGCAUAAAUCAUCUUUCACAUUUUGAUAUUUCGUUAGGACUACAUUCUAGGCAGCUUAUGUAGAAAGUUGUACAAUAUUAUGCAAAUUAUAUUAUUUUAGAAAUCUGCAAUAUAUUAGUUCUUCAUUUGUCAAUAUGCUUCCUAUCAAAAGCUGUAAAUAUGAAUUUCAAAGAGUAUUUAAUGAUGUAUAUUGUAAAUACAUAGAUUAUAGUGAUCACAAAGUAAUAAGUUUAUUAAUAUUUAUAUCUUUAUGUUACAGAAUUCCCUGUCGAGCAGCCGCUGCUCAAUGCUGAGGACUUGCAGCAUUACUACCAUCACUAAAUUAUUCUAAUAGUUUCAUUGUUUGGUGGUCAUUAUUUAAGUUCUUACUUUUAUACUUAUUUUCUUUAAAACUUUAAUUCCUAAGCCAAAAAGAUUUUUGAAUUAAUUGGUCUCGAAGACUGUUUAAUUUCAUAGCUAACUGUUGUUAGCCUCAAUUAUUGUUAAUAGUUAAUUAGGUAAUUGUAAAUUAGUAAAUCAAGAACAAAUCCAGAGAUUAAUGUCGUUUAAUAAUCAUCUACCGUGAAAUACCAAAAAAUAUGUAAACAAAAACAAAUCACCGAAUGAAAUAGUAAAGAAAACUUGACGAAGUUACUAUGGAACCAGUCCAGGCUUGUAGAAUUAGUGAAGUACCAUAGCUGGGCUGUGUGCAAUCCUUGGAUUAGUCUGACCAUGUUCCUGAUUGUGACCUCAGGCACCCAACAGUGCACCGAUCUUACACGUAUUUAAGCUAGAAAGGGAGAACCAACAACUUUUAUCUCUUACUUUAUAAACUUAUAUAAACACUCUAUUUUGAUGUAAAUCGGGAGCGUUUCAUAAACACCUACCAAUAUUUAGUAAGUGAUUUUAUUGACAACGUCUCGACGUCUUUUAUUUGAAGGGCCAUAAAGUCACUGUUUAGGUACUCCAGUUUAAACGAACUCAAAUUGAAAUAAUGCCUAAUUUAAUUCGCAGUAAUUUUCAAAUGUCAAGUACACUAGUACCAUAUUUGUACGUUAUUUAUUAAGCCGCUUAUUUGAAGAAAUUGGUGUUACCUAUGAGAAUGUAGGAGGGUUUGAAAUUAGUGUUGUAAAUAAUGCUCAAAUAACUAAUAGAUAUUAUUUAUACUUUAUUUUGUAAUGUAAUAAAUGUAAUUUACUAUUUUUGUAAAUAAAUGAAGA
Molecule: messenger RNA, 3246 nt
Organism: Helicoverpa zea (corn earworm)
Lineage: Eukaryota; Metazoa; Arthropoda; Insecta; Lepidoptera; Noctuidae
Exons: 6
Coding region: 112-1674 (520 amino acids)
Source: RefSeq, a predicted model, not a curated record